This is a messenger RNA of Trichoderma virens Gv29-8, 1155 nucleotides long. RefSeq lists its product as uncharacterized. The record is from RefSeq and is a predicted model, not a curated record. The annotation marks the transcript as partial. Lineage: Eukaryota; Fungi; Ascomycota; Sordariomycetes; Hypocreales; Hypocreaceae. The transcript is spliced from 2 exons. Gene Ontology annotation, molecular function: catalytic activity.
AUGUCGCAGCCAUUGGAAUUCCCGUCUUCAUUCGUUACGCCAUGGAGAGACCUGCUCCUCUCCCAUCAACAUGAGCGCUCUAGAGACUCUCCCAACUACCACGACCCUGAAGCCAUCGACUCUCUGCUGACGACCACCACGCCAAAGCUGCUCUAUGUUGGCACAGGACAUUCCAUAUUCACUCGCGCAAUUCUGCCUGCCAUUGCAUCCGCCAAGCAUUCAGUUCAUUUCGUCACAUGUUACUGGGCCGCCUCUCCCUCUCUCGACGGCAUCCGCCAGACCCUCAUCCAACUAGCUGAGGCACGCUCAAGGUCAGGAGAGCCACUGCCUACGUUGCAUGUAAGCAUUGGAUUCUCUUCUUGGGGAUUGUUCCAGAAACUGUUUCACACGUCUGCGCCGGAGGGAUGCAUCUAUCCGCCGUCAAAAUGGGCGAAGCUGGGCUUGCCGAGCGAGAAGACGCUGAGAAAAGGGGGUAUUGAGAUGACGGUCAAGAGCCUCUUCUUUACACCAUUGAGUGUGAUGCAUCCGAAAUAUGUUAUUAUUGAUGAAGCUAAAGCGUGGGUUCCGAGCUGCAACGUGAGCUGGGAAAGAUGGUUUGAGGGAUGCGUCGAGCUGGAGGGCGAAGUUGUGGACAAGCUGUUGACUUUCCACGCUCGAGUCUGGGGCGCGAGAUCCCAGAGCAGGGAUAUCGAUGACGGCGUUGACGAGGACGAUGAAACUUCAAGCGCCUCGCCGCUCAACGAGGAGGACAACGACAGCUCAGCGACGCAGUGUAUUCAUUUCACCGCUGUUGCGCCAACGCCGGCUAUCUUUCUCCCAUCGCCACAUCAUCGAAAUCCUCGAUUCAGAUUCUUUCCCUUCUUCUCUCAGUCCAAUCCGCCCAUGACGCCUCUCAACGCCGCGCUGCUUACUCUGUUUGCAAAUGCUCGUCACGAUAUCCAUCUCGUCACACCAAAUCUCACAUCGUGGCCCGUGAUAGAGGCUCUGCUAGAAGCACUUUCUCGCGGAGUAAACGUACAAGUGCGUACCGGCCGCAAUAUGAUGGUCAUUGAGCAGCUCAUCACCGCUGGGACAACGACAUCGUGGUGCAUCCGGCGGUUCGUCAAAAAGUACCGGGCUCUGUGUAAGCAAUCUCGGGGGAGUGACUUGGAAGCC